This is a messenger RNA of Mugil cephalus (flathead mullet), 2021 nucleotides long. It is a transcript of the gene slc13a1, whose product is annotated as solute carrier family 13 member 1. Gene Ontology annotation, molecular function: sodium:sulfate symporter activity. The coding region runs from base 30 to 1793 and encodes 587 amino acids. Gene Ontology annotation, biological process: monoatomic anion transmembrane transport. The transcript is spliced from 15 exons. NCBI's taxonomy places the organism in Eukaryota, Metazoa, Chordata, Actinopteri, Mugiliformes, Mugilidae. The record is from RefSeq and is a predicted model, not a curated record. Gene Ontology annotation, cellular component: membrane.
AGCAGGAGAAAAGAAGAAAGGAAUACAGAAUGCUGAAGAGGUUGAGCAGCGGACUAUGGAACUAUCACAGCCUUUUCCUGAUCAUCCUUACGCCAUUGCUGCUGCUUCCUCUCCUUCUUGUCAUUGGCACAAAGGAGGCAGAGUGUGGCUUUGUGCUGCUUCUGAUGGCGAUAUACUGGGUGACCGAGGUGAUUCCUCUGUCCAUGACUGCCAUGCUCCCUGCCAUACUCUUCCCCAUCUUUGGUAUCAUGAAGUCCUCCAGUGUGGCGAAAGAGUAUUUUAAAGACUUCCACUUGCUGCUUGUGGGCGUCAUCUGCCUCGCCACGUCCAUUGAGAAGUGGGGACUCCAUCGCAGAAUUGCUCUGAGGCUUGUGACUUUGGUGGGAGUCAACCCUGCAUGGUUGAUGUUGGGGUUUAUGUCCGGCUGCGCCUUCCUUUCCAUGUGGGUCCAAAACACUUCGGCUGUUGCCAUGGUGAUGCCGAUCGUGGAAGCUGUUCUUCAGCAGAUAUUGAAGGCAAAGGAAGGAGCUUGUGCUGGCGAAGACAACUACAACCUGCAGCUGGAUGAAACUGAUCAACAGACUGAACAGAUGAGAGAAACUGCGAGGGAUGAGAGUCAAGGCGAUGCUCCUAAAGAACCAGUCACUUGUGUUCAAAUACAAAUAUCGUCACCGCCUGCUCAGGCUGCAGAGGGUGAAUCUCCAUCUUCCAGCUCAACUAAGCAGGAUCUGAUGUUCUGCAAAGCCAUGUCCCUCGGCAUCGCCUACUCGUCCAACAUUGGUGGCAUCACCACGCUGCCAGGAACCUCUCCCAACCUCAUCUUCUCUGAGUACCUCAACCAGAUCUACCCAAACUGCAACUGCAUUAACUUUGGGAACUGGCUCCUGUUGUGCCUGCCUAUCAGUGUUAUCAUGCUGCUGCUGACAUGGACAUGGCUGUACUGGCUCUUCAUUGGCUCAGACUUUCGGUUCCUGUGGAAAUGUGGAGGAGAGCAGUCCAGAAAAGAGAAGGCAGCAAGAAAAGUGAUAGAAGAAGAGCUCAGGUCGUUGGGACCCAUAAGAUCUCAGGAGAUCAUCACUGGGAUCAUUUUCCUGGUGAUGGUGUUGUUGUGGUUGACCAGAUCCCCUGGUUUCAUGCCAGGCUGGGCUUCUCUCUUUCCUCAUCACACUGGCUACAUCACGGAUGCCACUGUAGCUCUGACGCUGGGGUUCCUCCUGUUCAUCAUACCUGCGUAUCAGCCCUCCAGGAAAUACGAGGCCAUGAUCUCCUGGAAGGAGUUCCAGGCGUCAAUGCCGUGGAAAGUGGCCCUGCUUGUCGGUGGAGGUUUUGCACUCGCUGAAGGGACAAAGGAGUCGGGCCUGUCUUUGUGGGUGGCUGAACUUCUGACUCCUCUGGGUGGUCUGCCAGUCUUAGCCACAAUCACAGUUGUUUGCAUCAUCGUCACCACACUAACAGAGGUGGCCAGCAACGCUGCCACCGUUACCAUCUUCCUCCCCAUCCUCUCUCCUCUGGCUGAAGCCAUCCAUGUCAACCCGUUAUAUGUCCUGAUCCCUGCUACGCUGUGUACGUCCUUCUCCUUCCUGCUGCCAGUGUCCAACCCACCCAAUGCUAUCGUGUUUGCCUACGGACACCUAACCAUCAUGGACAUGGUGAAGGCGGGGCUUGGCGUCAACGUGAUUGGUUUCCUCUGUGUCAUGCUGGCUAUAGUGACGUGGGGAGUUCCUUUGUUCUCUCUGCAUACGUACCCCGACUGGGCGCCAGUUCUUCCUGGCUUCAACUCCACAAUGCCUUGAUUGUGGGUCCUUACGAAUGUUUUUGUUUUUUGUUUUUUUACACAAGACUUAAGGUCCACCAGCAAGCCUCUUAAGACCUCCAGUUAGGCUCAUUGGUACUGCUCUUCGAGUGUAGGUUUAAUGUUACCAUUCAUGGUUUAGUGGUUUUACUGACCCCACUCUGCCAAUAUAAACACACAAGCCCCUGUUAAACCAGGUUGUAGCCUACAUAUGUUAUUUAAAAAUAAA